Messenger RNA from Oldenlandia corymbosa var. corymbosa, 3831 nucleotides. NCBI's taxonomy places the organism in Eukaryota, Viridiplantae, Streptophyta, Magnoliopsida, Gentianales, Rubiaceae. The record is from the annotation of a GenBank genome assembly.
AUGGCGUCCUCCGUCAUGAUCAGUACCAUUUUUUCUUCCUUGCAAACUUGGGAGGUGAAUCGGGAUGCUAAACCUGAAUUCGUUCAUGAAUUGAGGUUGAUGAAGGUUAAGCUAAGGAAUCUCAUGGCUUUUGUCGUAUCUGCUAAAACGUUGGGCAAAGAUGCCCAUCUGGAAUCUCUCUUGCUGCGGAUUGAAAUUUCUGUUGCAAGAUAUUCCAAGGAGAUUCAACGUGUGUGUGGGGGUGAACCUGAUGUCUUGCUGAAAUGGUUCCUUAUCAUUGUAGACGAGAUCAUCCGGUUCGAAGAAGAACUACAUGCUCGCUACAGUGAUAUGUUUCCAGAUCACAAGAAUCAAUCAUCAUCAAGUUCACUAACAGCAAAAGAAAUCGUGGGGAUCAUUGAUUCCGUUCUUGAGAAUCUAGUUGAUUUUCCUUUGAUUUUCCGGGAUCAAAAUUCUCACCUUUUGCCUUUGGUGAAUGCGAUGGAUGCCCUGCGAACCCAGAUGAAGUUCUUGAAAAAUUUCCUCCAAUUUGUUGUAGUCUUCGAGCCGACUCCUGAUCCUGAAAAUUUGUUGAGUCACUUUGAAGCUGUUGCAAUCAACGCUGCCCGUCUCUUCAUAGGAAUUCCCGUUGAUGAGUUUGAUGAGAAAUGGUCUCUGGAAAUGCAGAACAAGUGUUUAGUACUCCUCCAACAAAUCAAGCCUGUUGAUCCUCAAGUCUGUCAGAUUUACACUGAAGCUCUGAGUAGCUUCAAAUCUUCCACUCUAUUAUUACAAACUGACGCUCAAGUUUGUCAGGAUUUCCUGGAUUCUCUCAUAUCAGAUCUUUGGGAUCUGCUGCGACUAGAUGCCGGUUAUCUAGAUUCCAAAAAAAAUCAAUGGCAAGUCCUGUAUGAAGGACUAAGAUACUUGAGAACCAUUCUGAAGCGGAAGCCGCAACAGCCAGAAAAAGUUGAUGGGAAAGUCAGAGAUCAAAUUGGGACUCUGGUGCGUGAUGCUGGAGUCUUGAUCUUCUCGUUUCACCAUUCGCAGCCCGAUGAAACUAACCAUGGCCUUGAAGAUCUGGUCAAAAGAAUUCUGGUCAUUCAAUCAGAAGAAACUGAAGAGAAUGAUGCUGCUGAGGUCGAAUUUUCCACCACUAAUGUGGUGGAGUUUGUUGACUCUUUGCUCGGAGAUCUCAAGGAGCUGACAAGUUGCAACGGUGAUCCAACCUCCAAGAGUCAUGUUCAAACUAUCCAAGACGAACUCAACUCCUUAAGAUCUUCCUUUAAGGAAGCUGAGGGUUUUCUACCUCUCCAGAAUCGUGUUUUGGAUGUAGCUUACAGAGUGGAAUUUCUCCUGGAUCAGUUAGCAGUUGGAGAUAUUCCUGAUUCUCUCUCGCUGUUAUCUGAUUCCAUUGUUAAGGACUUGGUAAAUAUCAAGGCCGAUUUAUUACAGAUUUCUUGUACAAGUCCCCAAAGUCCUUCCUCAGCAACAAAUGAAGCUGUAAUUUCUUCUCAAGACCACACACAGUUAGAGUCGACGACUGAUCAGUCUCGCCAGUGGACUUCCUCAAACACCAGUAAUGCUGAAAAUCUCCAUGGACAAUCAGAAAUAACAUCCAGUUCUCAAUCUCCCCAGAAGCCAUCCUCAACAACAAAUGAUGCAGUAGAUCUUCAUGGACAGGCAGAAUCAAUCAUGAAUCAGCUCAAAAGCGGAACAAAAAACUUAAAGGCAGUUGCUAUUUGGGGGAUGCCAGGUGUAGGUAAGACUACUUUAGCUUCAAAGAUAUACAAUGAUCAAAGAAUUAUGAAACAUUUUGCUGUUCGUGCAUGGUGUCCAGUUUCUGAGCAAUUUGACAAACGCAAAGUGUUGAUUGAGAUUUUGAAUCAGAUCAAUGAGAUGACUGCACAAAAAUUAGCAGAGAAACGAAAAGAGUUGUUUAACAUUCUGGAACAAAUUGAUCCCAAAAGGUUUUCUGAGCUAACUGAAGAAGAUUUUGCAGAUAAAGGGAAAAUGUUAAAAGAGUUUCUAGAUCAAAUGAACAAGAUGCCGGUGGAGGCAUCAACUCGCAAACGAGAAGUAUUUUGCAAUCUUCUAAAGGAAAUUGAUGAGGGUAAGUACUUAAAGAUGGGUAAUGAAGCUCUUGCAGACAACCGGAAAGUGCUAAGUGAACUUUUCGCCCUAAUUUAUCCUGAAAGGUAUUCUGAAAUGGAUGAAAAAGCUCUAGAAGAAAAGGUAGCUCGAUGUUUGAAGAGAAAGAAAUAUCUCAUAUAUUUGGAUGAUGUAUGGUCCACCAAAGAUUGGGAUAGCUUGAGCCUGUCAUUCCCUGAUGAUUCCACUGAAAGUAGAAUAAUGGUCACAAGCCGGCCUUCAAAUAUUGUUCCUCGUCCAAUGCUUGAGUCUGAACCGCAUUUGCUUAACCCACUCACGACAGAUCAGGGCUUCAAGUUACUGCAAAGCAAGUUGUUCCCUGGAGAAGAUUGGCCUCCUAUCUUAUCUGAAUUUGGGUGGCAAUUUGCAGAAUAUUGUAAGGGAAUUCCUCUUACAAUUGUUACUGUAGCUGGUCUCCUUGCAAAAGUGGAGCGACAGAGUUGGAAUAAUAUUCUUGAAGAUUUAGUUUCAGGGGCCAGCUCUGGUGCAGAGACAUACGAGACAUUCAUGAACGCCAUGGAGUUGAAAAAGGAAAGUUUCUUCCACCUCUUGAAUGGUGUGCACGAUCAGCUUUCAGAUUUCAACGAGCCACGCUACCUGCGAAGAUUGUGCAUUUACUAUGAAGGAAAGGGUUUUAAGGAUUCGAAACUGUUUUGUCCUCGAGCGCGUUCCCUGAUGCUUUUCUCCUCUCAAAAGAAGCCAGGGUACGAGCAAUAUUGGCUUGCCACCUCCUUCAUCAUUCCCAUCUUCAAACUUCUCAAAGUGCUGGAUUUGGAGCAGAUUCAUUUGGGUGACGAGUUCCCGAGUGAAAUAGAAAUCCUCCUUCAGCUGAGGUACUUGUCAGUUCGAGGCGGGAUGGAAGCCAUCCCGGCUUCUGUUGGUAAGCUGUCAAACCUGGAAACUUUGAUUGUGUACCUGGAGAGAGUACACUUGAAUGUUUCAUUUCCGCGUACUCUUUGGAAUCUAAAGAAAUUGAAAUGGCUUUUCAUAAAUUCCGGGGGUGGUAUUCUGCCAGUCGAAAAUCUAGAGGAUUCCCCUGUUUUGCAGGAGCUGGAGAGUCUAUCUUGUGCUGUCAUAUACUCCCAUGCCAUCAUGGAGAAACAGCUGCGAAAGUUUCCAAACAUCCGCAGGUUGAAAUGCGACCUUUCCCGGCUGUUUGCUCAGAACCAGAAUCUCAAUGAGAUUGUAGUUCCUGGCUUCUUGGAAAAACUAGAAUCUCUUCAUUUGCUGCUUUCUGAUUUAACCUUGAUGAAGCAGAAGAGGCAUGCCACAUUUGAUUUCAGUUUGCCGGCAAAUCUUAAGAAGUUGACGUUGUCAAGGUUCGGAUUGCCUUGGGAGAAGAUUUCAGCCAUUGGUAAAGAACUCAAUCAACUUGAGGUUCUCAAGCUUCUUGAUUCCUGUUUCGUGGGGGAUACAUGGGAGAUGCAAUAUGAUGAAUUCCAGAACCUUAGAUACUUGAAACUGGCGAGGUUGGACCUCGUGAACUGGACAGCUGAUGCUAGUUUUGAGUACUUGGAGAAGUUGGUGUUGGAAAGCUGCAGCAAUCUGGUUGACAUUCCAAGUUGUUUAGGAUCUGUCACAAAACUCGAGACGAUUGAUGUCAUUUCUUGUUCAGACAGCUUAGAAAGUGUAGUCCAAGAAAUUGAGAGAGAACAAAAGGAGGACUGGGGAAAUAAAUCCUUCAGGGUGCGCAGCCGUUGA